AUGGAGAUGAAGACGAAGAUGAUGGAGAACGAAACGCAGAAGGAGAAGCAGAAGAAUCUCAACCUCACCGUCACAAAGUUGAUUCUUGAAAUUCUGAGGCUACCAGUGAGAUUUCUUCUGCAUAUGAAGAACAAGAUGAUGAUGAUGAUGAACGACAAGGAGGAGAAUGAGAAGGAGAAGGAGGACCUGAACCUCAACAUCGCUCUGUCUCACGAGUUGAUUGUUGAAAUUCUGCUAAGGCUACCAGUGAGGUCUCUCCUCCGCUUCAAAUGUGUUUGUACUGCAUGGAACUCUUUGAUUUCAAAUCCUCAAUUCGCUAAAUCACAUUUUGACCUAGGUGCUUCACCCACACACCGUCUUCUUCUCGAUAAAGUCAAUGAUGAUUCAGUUGAAUCAUUUGAUUUCGAAGCGUCGCUUCAUGAUGAUUCUGCUGUGGUAAACCUCAAAUUCCCACCCUACAUUGCCCCUAGUUUCCUUACCUUAGGUUCUUGCAGAGGGUUUAUUCUGUUAGCAACAAUGAUGGGUCCAUCAGCUGGUGAUCUCAUUCUCUGGAAUCCUUCAACUGGUUCUCACAGAGAAAUUCCUGUCACGUAUGAUGACUGGGAUUCAUGGUAUGACCCUUCAACUCGUGUCCGCCAAGGAAUUCCAGAUUAUGUUGGUGGUUUGUUGUUUGGUUUUCUGUAUGGUUUUGGAUAUGACCAGUCCAAUGAUGAUUACUUGCUUGUUUUAAUACGGUUGGGUGUAUGUGAACCUCAAGUGAUUGUGAAUACCCCAGAAAGCUUUGUUUAUAGUGUGCAAUUUGGUCCACUUACACGGCCUCGAAUUGAGGUUCUGUCUGUGAAAACCAAUGUGCCUUCCUUCAUUUAUGGCGAAGAAGUUGAAUAUUUGGAGCUUGGAGCUGAGUCUGUAUCUGGUUUGUUCUUGAAUCAGUCCCUGCAUUGGUUGGUCAUAUCCAGGGAUACACAACGUCAUGUUAUCAUUGCCUUUGAUUUGGUUGAAAGGAGUUUAUAUGAGAUUCCUCUAUCCCCUGAUUUGGCAGAGGAAUUGUCAUAUGAUACGAAAUGUCAUUUGAGGGUACUGGGAGGUUGUCUUGGUCUCUGUUACUCGGGUGAAGAUGUUGAACCUGAAAUGACUGAGAUUUGGGUCAUGAAAGAGUAUAAAGUGCAGGCUUCUUGGACUAAAUCAUGUGCUCUUCCUGGCUUUUUGCCAAUAUGCUUAACUCAAGGAGGUGGUGUAUUGGGAUUAGAUGAGAGUGGAGGAUUCCAGAAAUUGAAUGAUAAGGGUGAACUGCUUGAAAAUCACGCAUAUGGACUAUCGGGCAAAGGGGCUCUAAAGUAUUUUGACAUGUACAGGGAGAGCCUACUACCACUCCCUGGUGAGGAAACAAGAAGAGAUGAAGAUGACGUUCAGUAG
Molecule: messenger RNA, 1413 nt
Organism: Lotus japonicus
Lineage: Eukaryota; Viridiplantae; Streptophyta; Magnoliopsida; Fabales; Fabaceae
Product: F-box/kelch-repeat protein At3g23880-like
Exons: 1
Coding region: 1-1413 (470 amino acids)
Molecular function (GO): protein binding
Source: RefSeq, a predicted model, not a curated record